This is a messenger RNA of Phyllotreta striolata, 1038 nucleotides long. The record is from the annotation of a GenBank genome assembly. NCBI's taxonomy places the organism in Eukaryota, Metazoa, Arthropoda, Insecta, Coleoptera, Chrysomelidae.
AUGGAACUGCUCAUUUCGAAAAAAAUAAUUUUGUCUUUAUUAUUACUAGCGACUAUAUCCUUGUACGUAACGUUCGUUUUUAAUUCUUGUGUAAUUUCCAGUCUCUCUAAAGCCAUACCUAAAUGGCAAAAUCAUCCAGUCGUUGUAAAUGAAAUACCUUUGGUGCACUACACAUCUGUACGAGUAGUCUCGCUAAUAGAAGAAAACGAAACUGACAUAUCUCCAAAAUACAAAUUUUUUAGAGAACAAGGUUUGCGACCGGAGAGGCAACUACCGAGCGCAUUAAUAAUCGGGGUGAAAAAGGGCGGAACGAGAGCCCUGCUGGAAUUCAUCAGAAUCCACCCAGACGUGAGAGCAGCGGGCAGCGAAGUGCACUUCUUUGACAAGAACUACGCAAAGGGUUUCCAGUGGUACAGGAGCCACAUGCCGGCGACCUUAGAAGGACAGCUCACAAUCGAAAAGACUCCGAGUUACUUCAUAACGCGCGAGGCGCCUCAUCGGGUGCACCUAAUGAAUCCCUCCACUAAGUUACUGAUAGUCGUAAGAGACCCCGUCACCAGGGCCAUAUCUGAUUAUGCUCAAGCCAUUUCUAAAAAGAUUGAUAUGAAACCAUUCGAACAACUGUUAUUUGUUAAUGGGUCAAUCGGGAGUAUUAUCGAUACUUCUUGGGGCCCUGUUAAACUAGGAAUUUACUCCAGGUAUCUCUCGAGAUGGUUGAAAUUUUUUCCGUUAUCGCAAUUUCUGUUUGUCAGCGGGGAACGAUUGGUUUUGGAUCCGGCCAUCGAAUUGAGGCGAGUGCAAGAUUUUUUAGGGCUCAAGCGAGUGGUUACGGAGAAGCAUUUCUAUUUCAACUCCACCAAAGGGUUUCCUUGUUUGUUCAAAAGCGAAGGUCACUCGGCGCCCCAUUGUCUAGGUAAAACAAAGGGCCGGAAUCACCCUUACGUCAAUCCUGUGGUAUUGCAAAGAUUGAGGGAUUUUUACAGGCCCUUCAAUAACCAUUUUUAUCAAAUAACCGGCAUCAAUUUCGGUUGGGCCUGA